CAAAGGUUGAAGUAUUUUGCAACACAAAGUGAGAGGAAAGAGAACAGUUUGCUUUCCUGGUCUUGAACUACAGCAGAAGAAGAUACAAGUAAACAGCAGAGGAACCAGCAGCAGUAAAGCAUGUCUUUUGAUCCGGACAAGUCACCGCCUCGACCAGAACUGUUUGAUUUCCAGGGAGUCUCGAUGACCCACUACUUCACAGACAACUGGGAGAACAUUCAAAACUUUCAGGCCCGGCCGGAUGAUAUACUCAUUGCGACAUACCCCAAAGCAGGGACCACCUGGGUCUCCUACAUCCUUGACCUGCUGUAUUUUGGUGAGACAGAGCACCAGAAGGACGUCCCAAUAUAUGAUAGAGUGGCUUUCUUGGACAUCUUCAUCCCAUCUGUGCUUUCAGGUAUUUACCUCACCGCAGCUGUCAAGAAGCUAUCGAAUCGCUGUUCAGCUUCAAAGCUUUGCUCACUCCAUCUUCACCUCUUCACACAAGGAACAGACAUGGUGGACAACCUCGCCACCUCCCCUCGAAUCAUCAAAACUCACUUUCCAGUCCAGUUCAUCCCAAAGUCCUUUUGGGAGAAAAACUGCAGGGUCGUGUACGUGGCCCGUAAUGCCAAAGACAACGUGGUGUCUUAUUUCCACUUUGAUCGCAUGAACAUUGCUCAGCCGGAGGCCGGAGACUGGAGCAACUACCUCCACAGAUUCAUGGGUGGAAAAGUGGUGUAUGGAUCCUGGCACAACCAUGUGAACGGCUGGUGGAAGAAGAAACAGACUUACGCGAAACUCCAUUACAUGUUCUACGAAGAUCUGGCCGAGGACACCGGACGGGAAAUAGACAAACUCUGCUGCUUUCUUGGUUUGUCUCGUUCGGACGAGGUGAAGAAAAGAGUUACGAAUGGAGUGCAUUUUGAUAACAUGAAAAAGGACAACAUGGCCAACUACUCGACCAACCCGUUUAUGGAUUUCAAAAUUUCUCCUUUCAUGAGAAAAGGGAAAGUUGGUGACUGGAAGAACCAUUUCUCUGCGGCCCAGAGUGAACAGUUUGAUGAAGACUACGAGAAGAAGAUGACUGAUGUCACUCUACAGUUCCGUUCUGAAAUUUGAUCCAGAAUGGCUUCAUAUAUGUGGAGCUGGGUCCAGGUGUUAAUGAAAAUGUGGCAUUCCCAUGAGCCUAUAAUUCAAUUAGUUUUGUAUAACCAAAAUCACAAAUCUACCUCGGAGGGCAUUACAAUCUGUACACAUUCGACAUCCCUGACCUUUGACCUUACAUUGAAUCAGGAAAAACAGACAUAUUUUGUAUGCUAUUCAUGUAAUCAUGAACAAGGAAGUACAAAGAUAAAGGGAGGGAGAGGUGGACAAGUUUGACCCAGGAGCCUGAUUUUCGUUCCCCGUGUGAAACGAGAAAAGAAAACUCAUGUAAACUUGUGUACUUCGUGUUCUAGAAUUUUUAUUUAUUUUCCUAAACCUAACAAACUUUGUUCAUUUUCCUAAACAUAACACACUUUGUUUAUUUUCCUAAACAUAACAAGGUAGUUUUGUUGCCUAAACCAAACUGAAUUGUUUCCUGUGAAAAGGGAAGUUGAUAAGACUCUGAUGCUGAUCUAAGUGAUGACGAUGACCACAUUGAGGAUCCUGAUUAUCAUCCCACACAAGCAGAAGAGACUGGGGAUACCUCUUUUGAUUCAAUGGAUGAUAGAGAUGUGCAUUAUGGUAACUGUGAACAUUGGCCUCACUGUGACAAUCGUGGGAGGUGCAACGUGUGUCCAAAGGGAGUGUCGAGAUGGAAAUGUCAGAAGUGCAAUGUUUUCCUGCAGGAAAAGGUUGCACUUCUGACAUAGCAUUGCUGGUUUGCAUUCAAACACGUGUGUUUGUAGCUAAUUAUGAGAAAUAAAGUGGAUCUAAUGCACAGUUGAGGAAUGUUGAGAGUAAAAUGUUAUAAAUGCAAUGUUUUGUGUGUGUAUUGCAGUGUUCCCUUUGUUUGAAUGAAAAACAAGAUAGCAUAUCACCGAACAUGAGACAUGUGAAGUGUUUCUAACAUGUAUGCUGUUUAUUACUGCCAUAGGUUAGCAUUGUAUUUGACUAAUUCUAUUGUUUUGGUAUUUGUAUAUAUUUAACUACUUUUACCAUGAACUGAAUUAUUGGCAGUUUAGACACCUGUAUUUACAAAACUGUGAGGUCUGUUAAAGAAACGUUGGGAGAUUGUUGUUAUUACUGCCCCAAAGAAUAACAAAAUGCAACAAACUUCUUUUUCCAUGACUUUUUUCUUGGUGAGGUCAAUAAAGGGUUAAAAAAGC
Pseudoliparis swirei is the source of this 2291-nucleotide messenger RNA. Its product is annotated as cytosolic sulfotransferase 1-like. The record is from RefSeq and is a predicted model, not a curated record. Gene Ontology annotation, molecular function: sulfotransferase activity. Bases 121 to 1101 code for a protein of 326 amino acids. The transcript has 7 exons. NCBI's taxonomy places the organism in Eukaryota, Metazoa, Chordata, Actinopteri, Perciformes, Liparidae. Gene Ontology annotation, biological process: sulfation. Gene Ontology annotation, cellular component: cytoplasm.